AUGGAAAACACUGGCUUACACGAUGUUAAUUUUUCACUUAGAUAUGACGGUUUGGAUGCUGAAAAGCAUGAGAUUGAACUUUCUUCGCUCGGUGAAUCGCUAAAGGGAUUUUCGAAGAUAUUAGCUACAGCUGGAACCUUCGCAUUAACCCAAAAGUACUCGCGAAGCACCUCAACUCAAGAGGUUAAAAUUUACGCUACCGAAGCUAGGGCCAAUUGUUUUUCUCUUGAUACUAUCAUGAAUUUUAUCAGUCAGUCUCAAUUGUUCUCAGGGUCUGCGGGGGCUAUACUUGGCGCAUUAGUGCCUUAUAUCUUCGCUAAAAACUCGCAGAAGAAAGAGGAAAUGAAAUACCUAAAAGAAGCACUUGAGAAGGCAAUUGAGGCCCUCGGAAAUAAAGAUAAAGAUACCAUCUCAGGUCUAAUCUCAGUGAUUGACAAGAUGGCUAGUGAGUUACGCCCAUCAGUUAGACAGGCAGUUUCCCCCAUCGGUACCACCUGUAAUAAGAUAAGCGUCACACCGGGGAAUGGUUUCAAGCCUGCUGUAAUUGAUGAGCAAGAUAAAGCAGUAAUAGACCAGUUGGACGACGACGAAGUUCUUGGCUUAAGGGAGUAUCGAAUCUUCCUUACUGAAUUCGACGCUCACCGAAUGACCGCUAAAGUCAUUAUAGAAGGUGAUGAUUCAGAUAAGCGCAUCUCAGCACAAAUAAGCGAUCCAUCUGCUUCAAAGGCAGACAACCCGUAUCUCAUUUCACUUAGUCGUUUUCUGUCAACGGGUCUAAGUCAUGAGUCAGCGGUAAAAGUAACUGCCAAAGCAGCAGUUAGAAAAGGGGCUAUUAGUAAACUUUUCAUAGUUGAUAUUGAGCUUUAA
Messenger RNA from Auanema sp. JU1783, 867 nucleotides. Lineage: Eukaryota; Metazoa; Nematoda; Chromadorea; Rhabditida; Rhabditidae. The record is from the annotation of a GenBank genome assembly.